Molecule: messenger RNA, 1559 nt
Organism: Protopterus annectens (West African lungfish)
Lineage: Eukaryota; Metazoa; Chordata; Ceratodontiformes; Protopteridae
Gene: WDR89
Product: WD repeat domain 89
Exons: 2
Coding region: 48-1208 (386 amino acids)
Molecular function (GO): protein binding
Source: RefSeq, a predicted model, not a curated record
CGUAGGCUUAAGGGGGUCGGGAUGUGUUGUUCUGGAAAGUGUCCAUAAUGGAUGAAGUUGAAAAGCAGUUUGCCAGCCUUCUGAUUGCAAAACGGUCUGUGGAUUUGGAAGACCCUACCUAUUUACUUAAUCUAGAUUGUUUAAAAUCAGUAUCGGAAAAUAGUUGUGAACUGGUUGCAGUUUCAUGUUCCAACCAUUUUAUAAGAGUGUAUGAUAAAGAGUCUCUGAAAUUACUCUCUCAGUAUAAAGGACAUUCUGGACCAGUUUGUGGUAUCAGAUUUGCACAGAAGAAUGGCAAUAUAUUAUUUUCAGCCUCCGGUGAUGGUACUGUAAAGUGCUGGGAUAUACGCUCAUCAAGUUUGGAAGCAGUGCAGAUAUUUAAUGGUUAUCCUUCAAAUGUGUUUACUAGCUUUGAUAUUAGUUGUAAUGACAUUGUCAUUUGUGCUGGCACAGAAAAAGUUGAGGAGGACAGUUUCAUGGUCUUCUGGGAUUCAAGGUUUUGCUCAAAUACUGACCUGUCUAAAGACCCCCUGGGAGUUUACUCAGAAUCUCACAGUGAUGAUAUAACUCAGAUAUGUUUCCAUCCUACAAAGCCCGAUGUUGUAGUAUCUGGAUCUACUGAUGGAUUAGUAAAUAUAUUUGAUAUUAGUAUAGAUAACGAAGAUGAUGCUUUACUUGCCACUUGUAAUUCAGAUUCUUCUGUAAGUUUUGUGAACUGGUGUGGGGAAGAUUAUAGGCAAAUCUGUUGUUUAACACACAGCGAAGGGCUUGUAUGGUGGAAUCUAGCUCAUAUUGAUACAGAAGACCCUAUUACAUUAUUACAGGUGCGUGAUGCCAGAGAAGCAGUACACAUUGAUAAUGGUAACAUAGAUUAUCUUAUUGGCAGUGUCUACCAUGAAAAAGCUGAAAGAUUGUUUGUUCUUGCUGGAACUUUUACAGGAAAGCUUCAUCUUAUAAACUCUUCUACUGAGGGACUGACAUAUGUGUGCUCACUUAAAGAUGGGCACUCUGCUAUGAUACGGUCCUUCCACUGGAAUCAGGAGAACAAUACUCUUUUAACUGCUGGAGAGGAUGCCCAGUUGUUGUUGUGGAAACCAGGUGCAUUGGAAAUGAGUUCUACCAAAAGGGAUACAUUGAAGUUGCCUUCCUCUGUUCAUCAUAAAGUCAGAGUUCACAGCAGCAAAACUUACAAAUCCAAGAAGAAGUGAUAUGAGAAAGCAAAAGUAUAAUGUGAAGUCUACCCCAGUAGAUGAGGCCAGAAUUUUAUCUUUAAUUUGAUUGUAUUUAGCUUAAUGGAUUCUUAUUGGAAUAAGAAAUUGUUUCAUUUUGUGCAAAUAAUUGUAUGCUUGGAACUGCCUGCCUAGCCAGUCAUAAUGUAUGACCACAUUGGUCAGUUAUUAUAAGGCUGUCAAAUCAUGUUUUGCAGUUUGCACUUGAACAAAUCACAGAAUACAUUGAAGUGAGAGAGAAAUCCACUACAGUACACCUAUGAUAGAAAAGUGAGGUAUGUUUUAAAAGAUGUGAUGUUAAGUUGUCAAUCUCACCUUCAUUCUUGCUGG